GCCGAGUUAAUGCAACGCGACGUCCACCGUCGCGAGAACACACGAACGUCACUUCGCGAAUUCCGCCGCGCACCGUGCAAGCAGCGUGCGUGGCAGGUGGCGCUGCUGCUGGAGCCGACCUUUGACCUUGGGGAGGAGGAGGGGUCAAGGUCGGAGGUGUUGGGCGUCGGGUGUUGGGGGGCGCUGGUGAAGGACAAGCAGCCGUCGGUGAGGUGCAUGAUAGAGUGGGUGGCGACGCGACUGCUGUACAGACACCCGGAGUGCUGCUGUGAGAUGUGGAGCGCCAUCAAAGAUAAUUCUGAGCAAAGGACUGGCAGCAUAUGUUCUCUCUUUGCCAUCUGCACGCAUCUAUGCAAGCUCUACGAGGGAAGAAGACUGGAGGAAUUCAUGGAGUCGAUGCUUGUAGAAAUCCUUCCAUGGACCAUGAUGCAGCAUUUCUCUGUGCGCACUUAUGCCCAGGUGGCUCUGUGUACGGUGUGGACGGUUGCCAGGCAACAGAACAUGUUGGAUUUCUGCGAACGUCAUGCACUGUUAGAAGGAUGCUUCAACCAGGUUGCCACAGUUGAGAGCAAUUCUACUAAAAGUGUGAAGAAACUCAUGGAAUCCUUCUGGUUUUCUGAUUUCCAUCCAAUCGCAGACUAUAGUAUUGAGGUGAUUUUCUAUAUAUUGCCGUGGCUAUGUCUGCUAGCCCAGGAUGAAUGGAUCCACCCAGACCUGUUUGCUGACAUAAAUGGACUCACAUGGCUCAGAGGAAAUCAUUCAGGGGAUCUGCAACUAUAUAGCCCUGACAGUAAACUAAGGACAGCGAAACCUGGAGACUGGAGAACGAAACUAGGCGAGGGUGCGAGAGCCAGUGAGCCGGUCUCGGUCUCGGACCUCGAGGGAAACGUGCAGAAGAAGCUGAUUCCGUGGCGCAGCCUGAUGCCGGAUCACACGGAGGCUGACGUCACGUAUAAACGACAGAGCGGCGCGCAGGGCGGGCUGGUGCUGGUCGCUUCACUCAUUGACAAGCCCACGAACCUCGGAGGUUUAUGUAGAACGUGUGAGAUAUUCGGGGUGUCAGAGUACGUCGUUGGAAACAUGAAAUACGUAGAAGAUCCUCGUUUCAAGAGCCUGAGUGUAACUGCAGAGAAGUGGAUUCCAAUCACAGAGGUGCGCGUGCAUGAGCUGGAGGCGUUCCUACAGCGCAUGAGGAGGGAAGGGUACGCGCUCGUGGGAGCGGAGCAGACUGCCAGCAGCACCUCUCUCUGUGACUUCUCCUUCCCGGCAAAGACACUUGUCCUGCUAGGUAAUGAGAAGGAGGGGAUCCCCGUGAAGCUGAUACAGCUACUGGACGCGUGUGUGGAGGUGCCACAGUGGGGCGUAGUCCGCUCGCUCAACGUACACGUGAGUGGCGCCCUCUUCGUCUGGGAGUACACGCGGCAGCACCCGCCGGUGACGACGACGACGGGGUGAGGGCGAGGAGGCGAGAGCGGAGUCUACGUUACUCUCUCUCUCUCUCUCUACAGCUAUUACCCGGGAGAGUGGGAGAAGGAAGAGGUAUUUAUACACUGCCAUAACACCUGGUGUGUGCGUGUGUAUGUGAGUGUAGGAUAUUGUCAGCUGUGAACAUAUUAGGUCUACUCACACACACAGGCACGAACGCUCACACACGCCCAUACGCAUGCAGGCGCGCACACACGUGUUUGCUCUGCGUGGUUAGCGCUAUAGACGUAUGUAUGAACAAGGAAUAGCUUGCGUUGAGUGAUGCAUCAGUAGUGCCAGGAGUGUCAUAAUGUAGACAUAUAGCUAUAUAGUCUAUAUCAUGACACUCCUGCUAGUAUCUGUGACCACAUAUACACUCUCGUAUCUGUAUAGACGCAUUCAUCGUACUAUCUACAGUAAAUGAGCUCAUACUGAUAGC
Molecule: messenger RNA, 1903 nt
Organism: Priapulus caudatus
Lineage: Eukaryota; Metazoa; Priapulida; Priapulimorpha; Priapulimorphida; Priapulidae
Product: probable methyltransferase TARBP1
Exons: 8
Coding region: 10-1455 (481 amino acids)
Biological process (GO): tRNA methylation
Molecular function (GO): RNA binding; tRNA (guanine) methyltransferase activity
Source: RefSeq, a predicted model, not a curated record